AUGGCUUAUGUUUUGCAUACAAACUCUCUUUUCACAUAUUUAGCUUUAUGUUCUCUUUUACUUACCUUUUGCUCUUGCUUCAACCCUAAGCUUCUUAAUGUGUCAAAACUUCAAUCUGAUUCAGCAUGGUCACCAGCAGUAGUUACCUGGUAUGGAAGCGCUAAUGGUGCAGGAAGUACUGGGGGUGCCUGUGGAUACGAAGAUGCUGUAGGGAAACCACCAUUUUCGUCCCUAAUAACUGCUGCUGCUUCUUCUAUAUACAAAUCAGGCAAGAGUUGUGGAGCUUGUUAUCAGGUCAAAUGUACAGAUAAUGCUGCAUGCUCGGGGAAUCCAGUAACUGUAGUUAUAACAGAUGAAUGCCCGGGUUGUGACUCAGAAUCAGUUCUGUUUGAUUUAAGUGGAACCUCCAUUGGAGACAUGGCGACUAAUAGCCAAGCUGAUCAACUGCGGAAUGCUGGACGUGUACAAAUACAGUAUCGAAGAACGGAGUGCAAUUACCCUGGAGUACGAUUGACCUUCCGAGUCGACGCGGGUUCCAACUCCAACUAUUUUGCUGCAGUAAUUGAAUACGAAGAUGGGGAUGGAGAUGUUGCAGCAGUUGAACUCAAACAGGCAUCGGACUCAGAUUCUUGGGUUCCCAUGCAACAGUCGUGGGGUGCCGUGUGGAAACUGAAUUCAGGAAAUGCAUUGCAAGCCCCAUUCUCCAUUAAGAUAACUGGGGACUCUGGGAAGAGUCUUGUGGCUAAUAAUGUAAUACCUGCUGGAUGGAAGCCUGGAAAUAUUUACAGAUCAGUAGUCAACUUUUGA
Messenger RNA from Fraxinus pennsylvanica, 807 nucleotides. The record is from the annotation of a GenBank genome assembly. NCBI's taxonomy places the organism in Eukaryota, Viridiplantae, Streptophyta, Magnoliopsida, Lamiales, Oleaceae.